This is a messenger RNA of Racocetra persica, 450 nucleotides long. Lineage: Eukaryota; Fungi; Glomeromycota; Glomeromycetes; Diversisporales; Gigasporaceae. The record is from the annotation of a GenBank genome assembly.
AUGAGAACAGCUGUAAGCAAUGAUGGGCUUACUAGAUUAUCCAAACAACAAGUUCUAGAAAAGUUAAUCACUACUACAGUAGAUAUUCAUACUCUUGCAAGAUCUAUUACAUACUAUAAAUUACUACUACAAUUCAAAGUAUUAUUAAAACAAAUUCGUCUUGACUAUAAUCAAUAUUAUUACUCAGAAGCUGAAAACUUCUUAAUUAAGUACCUUAAAAUCUCAAUUCCAGCACAAUAUGAUGAUGCACUUUUUGUCCAAAAUAUUGAUACAUUUAUUUCUCAUAGAAAUGAAGAAGAUAUCUUAAUAUUUCAAAAAGAAAAUACUAAUACACUUACUCCUCAUAGAGAUGAUGGAGAUACCUUGACAUCUCAAAAAGAAACUGAAGAAAUAUACAAUAACACAUCCUCUGCCUCUUCUGAGAAAAUUAAUAAAAAUCUUUUUCAAUAG